AUGGGAAACAAGCUGAGUUGCUCGUGCGCCCCGUUGAUUCGGAAAGCUUAUCGAUACGAAGACUCUCCUUGGCAGAACACAAAACGAAGAGAUGGCCACUUGCUAAGACUGGUACAACCGGGAACCAGACUAGGUCAGGCUUCCGAAUGCUUUGUUUACUGGAAAGACUCUUCGACUGGCGACACCUGGGGGCUCAACUUCACAUCACCGGUUGACGCCAAACAGUUCAGAGAAUGUUGCUCACCCUCUUUCAAAUUUGCUCGAAAAGCUUCUUCUUCAUAUUCGUUGAAGUUAGAACCUCCGAAGGUAAGAAGCGCAAAAGGAAAAAAGAAACCACAAUCCACACCCAGCUCUCCAUCACGAGGACGGGAACCUCAGUGUACCUGCAUGACAGCAGAAAACCUCCACCGUGCACGAAAUGGUCGCGUCCGAUACACAGGAGGCGCUGCCACUUUACCACGUGCUCAAUCACGAGCCGAGGGGGAGUCGAAAACAACUUAUGAUAGAGGACGUCUCUCAGCACACCCUUCAACGACUUCUGUGUACGACAACGUGGGGUCGUCAUCCUUGAGACGGGGGACAACAACUGCCAGUGUCCAUGGCCAGUCAAAAACCACUAAAGGUGAGGCUAGUCAAAAAUCUUCUCAAGCAAGCGAUUCCCGCCUCACUUCGAACUCUCGCUCGAAUCAAGCGCGAGCUCACUAUGCCCUGUCUUCCCGGAAUGAGCAAACAAAGAGUAUCGACUGUAGCUCAAUCUCUUUAGAACGACAAAGCUCAAAGCAAACAGAAGAAAUACAACCUUCUUCUCGCUCAAAAAGUAAAAGUUCCAAUGACGUCAACCAGCAGGCACAGGGUGGGGAUUUGACUGACCUUAAUCUCGACAGCAAUACUCUCAAACGCAUGCUACACCCUCUGCCAUCUAAACCAUCGGUACACAGUUCCCUUGAUCAAGAUACCCAAACAACAAAGACAGCCAGUACUCGUGGGUCUAGAAAAGAUGAAGGAGAGGAGUCACGUGUGCGCAGCGUGUCAGUUCCCCGUUGUCACAAUAGCAAACCAGUUGUUCGGGACAAAUCCAAUCGUUCUGAAACUGGAAGACGACGUAGUCUUGAACGCACUAUGUGUCUGGAUCUCACAGAUGGGGAACAGUCUCCUCCCUCAGACAACUUUAUUUACGAUAACCUGUGCUAUGCCACAACCCCAAGUUCAAGCAACGAGAACAGUGACGCCCCCUACCUGAGUUCUGACGAAGGAGGUCAAACAUCAGGAAUUCAACAGGAAGCUCCAUCGUCCCCAACCAGUAAACUUCUAAUGGAAUAUGAAACGCAUCUAAGAAAUGCAUUAGCCCGAGGCCUAGAUGCUGAGAGCUACAGCCUGCAGACUUUCGAAGCUCUCUUGUCUCACAGCAUGGAGAAUGUUG
Molecule: messenger RNA, 1420 nt
Organism: Limulus polyphemus (Atlantic horseshoe crab)
Lineage: Eukaryota; Metazoa; Arthropoda; Merostomata; Xiphosura; Limulidae
Product: protein still life, isoform SIF type 1-like
Exons: 5
Biological process (GO): activation of GTPase activity; positive regulation of axonogenesis; small GTPase-mediated signal transduction
Cellular component (GO): membrane; synapse
Molecular function (GO): guanyl-nucleotide exchange factor activity
Source: RefSeq, a predicted model, not a curated record